CUCCUUUACAACUCCGCUCCACUUUAGAGAACUCCUCUUUAUAUAACCUACCCAUCUUCGUUCAACACAGUUGUCUCUCUUUAACGUCUCUCAGAACUUCCCCACGUAGUCUAUGUUGUGUUUCUUAAUAUCUGUAUUAAGACAUCAACAGAGAAAGUUCUUUCCUCUUCUUUCGAUGGAUCUUCUUAAUGUUCCGGAUGUUGCAGUCUCCAUUCCACUGUUGUCUGCAACAAUAACAAGCGGUAGCUGCAGCAGCAGCAGCAGCCUCGGCAGCGAAACCGACGAAAGCCCUGCGAGUUCGCGCCGGUUCGAGCUCCUGGACGCGAAAUAUCAGCUACCUUGCUCCCCCUUUUCGGGGUUUCAGUCGCACAAGCCGUUGGCAGUUUUGUCUGGCCACAUGGGUUCAGUUUCUUGCUUGGCCUUGUGUGGGGAGUUCAUCUUGAGUGCCUCCCAAGGGAAGGACAUCAUAGUGUGGCAACAGCCUGAUCUGAAGCUAUUCACGAAGUUCGGCCAAGGGGAUGGCUCUGUGAAAGCCCUUGUGACUGUGGGCAACAAGGUGUUCACGGCACAUCAAGAUAGCAGAAUCAGAGUUUGGAAGGUCUCGAGGAGAUCGGAGAAUAUUUUCAGGCUUGUCGAUACGCUUCCCACCACGAAGGACUACUUGGGGAAGUUCAUGAAGCAGAGCAACUAUGUGCAGACAAGAAGGCAUCACAAGAGGCUGUGGAUUGAGCAUGCAGAUAGCAUCUCUUGCUUGGCCGUGCAUCAUGACUUCAUCUAUUCCGGGUCUUGGGACAAGACCCUCAAGGUGUGGAGGAUAUCGGAUCUGAAGUGCUUGGAGUCCAUAAAGGCACAUGAUGAUGCUAUCAAUGGGCUGGCGGCGUGCAAAGGGAUUGUGUAUUCAGCUUCUGCAGAUGGGAGAAUUAAAGCUUGGGGCAAGGAGGGAACAAAGAGCUCACAUUCCUUGAAGGGCAUUUUGGAAGGCCACAAGGAUGUUUCUCUGAAUUCGGUGAUUGUUUCGGAGGAUGGGAAGUGGGUUUAUGGAGGAGGGUCAGAUGGGUUUGUUAUGGGGUGGGAGGGAAGUAGUAAUUUUGCGAGCUGGAAGCUGGUGUGCGAGAAAAAGGCCCAUCAGAUGGCUGUUUUGUGUAUGUGCUUGAUGGGAGAGUACUUGUGCAGUGGCUCUGCUGAUAAAAGCAUAUCCAUAUGGAAGAGAGAGGCCUUUGGUCAGAUUUGUAAGGUUGGCCUGAUCAGUGGCCAUGAAGGGCCAGUAAAGUGUGUGCAAGCAUCACCUCUCAGAGUUGGUGAAGGAUUCAUGCUCUAUAGUGGUGGUCUUGACAAAAGUUUGAGGGUAUGGUGGGUUCCCAAGUACUCGGCCCAGAAAGAGGACACAGCUUCAACACCAGUGAAUACAGAGAAAAGCUCUAUUUUGUGUUAGAAAAACUUUCAGAUUUCUGCAAGUUAUGAGGCACUGCUGCUGCCUUUUUCAUUGCCUGCAGUGCUUCAAUUUAGUUUUGAGACGUGUCCAUAGUUCUUUGAAGGAUGAAGAAGAGUCGCGAUUCAUUUUGUCGAGAGUCUGAAGCUGGGUCUUGGAGGUCUUGAGUUAUUUUUUUCCCUUGUGCAACAGUUAAUGAUAGAUAGGGUUCAAGAAGAUACAGUUUUUGCUAUUCGUUUUUGUUUUCUCUCUUUGUUUGGGACAAAGUUUAGGACAUACCAGUGAAGUGUGGAUUGUUUGUUGUUUCUCGUUUCAGGUGUCACAGAAUUCUGAAAUACUCUGUAUAUGAAACCGGUUUGUUUUGAGGAUUUGUUCAAAUUAUGAAUAACAUCCUUUCUUUGGUUACA
This is a messenger RNA of Eucalyptus grandis, 1836 nucleotides long. RefSeq names its product protein JINGUBANG. The transcript has a single exon. Lineage: Eukaryota; Viridiplantae; Streptophyta; Magnoliopsida; Myrtales; Myrtaceae. Gene Ontology annotation, molecular function: protein binding. Bases 113 to 1432 code for a protein of 439 amino acids. The record is from RefSeq and is a predicted model, not a curated record.